UUUAUCUUUUGUCAUUGUAAUUGCGGUUUUUUCUCAUCAUGUCCUACAACUAACUAGGGUUUUCUAUCUGAACUUUCACAUCCAAUAGUAAAUUCCCAAGACUUCUCUUCUGGUCGCUUACCUUCUUUUUCACUACCAUUAUUAUUGUUAUUAUUACUUAAGAAGCUAGAUCUUAAUUGAAAGAGCUUUACUUUCUUAUACAAGAGGAAAAGAAAAAAAAGAAAGAUAAUAAUAAUGGCAUCUUCAAGUGCGUACUCGAAUUCACCAUGUGCUGCUUGCAAGUUUUUGAGAAGGAAGUGCAUGCCAGAUUGCAUAUUUGCUCCAUAUUUCCCACCAGAAGAACCACAAAAAUUUGCAAAUGUUCACAAAAUAUUUGGUGCAAGCAAUGUAAGUAAACUUCUGAAUGAAGUGCAACCACAUCAAAGGGAAGAUGCAGUGAACUCUCUUGCUUAUGAAGCUGAGGCAAGGAUAAAAGAUCCAGUUUAUGGUUGCGUCGGUGCCAUUUCAGUCCUCCAAAGACAAGUUAUUAGGCUCCAAAAGGAACUUGAUGCUACUAACGCUGAUUUGAUUCGCUAUACUACUUGCACUGAAAUUCCGAAUCAUGAUAUCGCAGCUACGAGGAUUGGUGGUGAAGAUGGAGGUGGUUCUUCUCUUGGUCAAUCUCCUCCUCCGGCAUUCUACUAUCCUUCUCCUUGGAACAAUAAUGAUCCACUUGGCGAUGGUUUUCACACAGGAGGAGGUGACAAUAUAUAACUAAUAUGUCAUAUAUUCGCAAUGAUUAUUCCCUCGUUUAUGAUCUAUAACGAUAUACACAAUCCUACUAGCCCUUGUAUGGGUAUAUGUUUAUACCGUAUGGUUUAUAUAUGUCUAUUGUAUUGUACUUUGUGAAAAUGAUCUUGAUAUUUCAUAAAACGUGUAUCUUAUAGUAAAUGCAAAUGAACCACUUUUGUUAUGAAAAA
Medicago truncatula (barrel medic) is the source of this 959-nucleotide messenger RNA. Its product is annotated as LOB domain-containing protein 25. Bases 235 to 753 code for a protein of 172 amino acids. The transcript is spliced from 2 exons. Lineage: Eukaryota; Viridiplantae; Streptophyta; Magnoliopsida; Fabales; Fabaceae. The record is from RefSeq and is a predicted model, not a curated record.